AUGUCCAGUUUCUUUAUUCCUUUUCCAGAUGUCCAGUUUCUUUAUUCCUUUUCCAGAUGUCCAGUUUCUUUAUUCCUUUUCCAGAUGUCCAGUUUCUUUAUUCCUUUUCCAGAUGUCCAGUUUCUUUAUUCCUUUUCCAGAUGUCCAGUUUCUUUAUUCCUUUUCCAGAUGUCCAGUUUCUUUAUUCCUUUCCAGAUGUCCAGUUUCUUUAUUCCUUUUCCAGAUGUCCAGUUUCUUUAUUCCUUUCCAGAUGUCCAGAUUUCUUUAUUCCUUUUCCAGAUGUCCAGUUUUAUUCCUUUUCCAGAUGUCCAGUUUCUUUAUUCCUUUUCCAGAUGUCCAGUUUCUUUAUUCCUUUUCCAGAUGUCCAGUUUCUUUAUUUGUUUCACAUUGUGUUUUCCCAUAUUCUUUUCACACAUUUUUCUUUUCUUGCAUUUUCACAUAUUCUUUUAUCUUAUGUUCUUAUUCUCACAUAUUUUUCAUAUUCUAUUUUCACAUUUUUCCUUCAUUUCAUUUUCACAUAUUCUUUUUUUUUCUCUGUUCCCAUUCUCAUAUUUUUUUGUAUUCUCAUCUUGCAUCUUAUAA
Molecule: messenger RNA, 582 nt
Organism: Acanthosepion pharaonis
Lineage: Eukaryota; Metazoa; Mollusca; Cephalopoda; Sepiida; Sepiidae
Source: the annotation of a GenBank genome assembly